GAAGCUCCAGAAUUAUAUGUAUGUAUUGUCAAGGAAGCAUAUAUUUAUUUUACAGUGAUGUCAGUAUUAUGCUUUGUGUUGUACACAUGUAUGGGAUAUUUUAGGAUGCAGUGACUUAUGAUGAUGUGCGUGUGAACUUCACUGGGGAAGAAUGGGACUUGCUGAAUCCCUCCCAGAAAAGUCUCUAUGAAGAGGUGAUGUUGGAGACCUACCAGAACAUCACUGCUAUAGGCUACAGUUGGAAAGACCAUCAUAUUGAAGAACACUGUCAAAGUUCUAGAAGACAUGAAAGGCAUGAAAGAAUUCAUAUUGGAGAAAAACCCUAUGAACGUAAUCAAUGUGGUAAAGCCUUUGCACGUGACAAUCAUCUCCAAAUACAUAAGAGAACACAUACUGGAGAGAAACCUUAUGAAUGUAAUCAAUGUGGUAAAGCCUUUUCACAACAGAGUAGUCUCCAAUAUCAUAAAAGAACACAUACUGGACAGAAACCUUAUGAAUGUAAUCAGUGUGGUAAAGCCUUGUCAUGUCAAAGAAGUCUCCAAUAUCAUAAAAGAACACAUACUGGAGAGAAAACUUGUGAAUGUAUUCAAUGUGGUAAAGCUUUUGUAAGACCCAGUCAACUCCAAAAACAUAAAAGAACACAUACUGGAGAGAAACCCUAUGAAUGUAAUCAGUGUGGUAAAGCCUUUGCACAUCACAAUAAUCUCCAAUAUCAUAAAAGAACACAUACUGGAGAGAAACCUUAUGAAUGUAAUCAGUGUGGUAAAGCCUUUGCAGUUCAGUAUAGUCUCCAGUAUCAUAAAAGAAGACAUACUGGAGAGAAACCUUAUGAAUGUAACCAAUGUGGUGAAACCUUUGCAUUUCAGUAUAGUCUUCAAUACCAUAAAAGUACACAUACUGGAGAGAAACCUUAUGAAUGUAAUCAAUGUGGUAAAGCCUUUCCGCAUCACAAUAAUCUCCAAAACCAUAAAAGAAUACAUACUGGAGAGAAACCUUAUGAAUGCAGUCAAUGUGGUAAAGCUUUUGCAAGAACCGGUCAACUCCAAACCCAUAAAAGAACACAUACUGGAGAGAAACCUCAUGAGUGUAAUCAAUGUGGUAAAGCCUUUGCACUUCAGUAUAAUCUCCAAAAACAUAAAAGAAUACAUACUGGAGAGAAACCUUAUCAAUGUAAUCAAUGUGAUAAAGCAUUUUCACAACACAGUAGUCUCCAAUAUCAUAAAAGAACACAUACUGGAGAGAAACCUUAUGAGUGUAAUCAAUGUGGUAAAGCCUUUGCAUGGCAGUAUAGUCUCCAGAUACAUAAAAGAAUACAUACUGGAGAAAAACCUUAUGAAUGUAAUCAAUGUGGUAAAGCCUUUGCACAUCAUACUAGUCUCCAAUACCAUAAAAGAACACAUACUGGAGAGAAACCUUAUCAGUGUGAUCAGUGUGGUAAAGCAUUUGCACAUCAAAAUAAUCUCCAAUAUCAUAAAAGAACACAUACUGGAGAGAAUCCUUAGGAAUGAAAUCAAUGUGGUAAAGCCUUUGCAAGUCACAGUCAUCUCCAAGUACAUGAAAGAACACAUUUUAGAAAGGAACCUUAGAAUGCAAUCAAUGUAAAGACUUUGGAUGUACGACUAAUCUCCCGAGACAUAAAGGAACAUAUACUGGAAAGAAACCUUAUGAAUGUAAUCAAUGUGGUAAGGCAUUUGCAAGUCACAGUCAUCUACGACAACAUAAAAGAACACAGGAGAGAAACCUGGUUAUUGUUUACAUAUUGACAUAAUGAGAUACAAGUUUGUUUCAAAUUGACAAGGGAUGGAUUGUGAUUGCUACUCUCGAUUUUCAAUAUAAGAUCUAAAAUGGAAUACAUAGGUCCAGGCAUGGUGGUACAUGCCCUUAAACCCUAGGAGAUGAGCAUCAAGCAGAUUUCUGAGUUCAAGUCAUUCCUGAUACAGAACAAGUUUCAGGUGAAGAAAAGCUUAGAUCUAGGCCUGUGGAUACAGAGCCUUGCAGAUCUCUGGGUUCAAGGUCAUUAUAUAGAGCAAGUUCCAGGACAGCCAUGCUGAGGCAGUAAAGGAGUUGGAGUACAGAAAACAGGUAAUAAUGUAAUAGAAGAGGUCAUGUCCCAGGCCCAGAAAGCAGCAGAACUCAGCACCUUUAUCCAUGUGGCUCUGACUUUAGAGGCAAGAAUAGAAGGGACUACUGGGAAAAGUGAUGCUUGUUAGCUGUAGCUGAGAAAUUAGAAGUGAUGAAGAAGAGACCAGCAUCACUGAGGUGAAAGCUUCUAGGAAGUGUUUUCUGAGAGGACAAAGAAGCUGUGUUCCAGAGAUAUCCAGGAUUGUACCUUGUGUUGCAUCUGAACUUGGUCACAUGUAAGAAUCACCCAGGUGGUACUGGUUUUGAAGGCAUGAUGGUGUCAUGAGGAGCAGCUGAGGCUUGAACCCAUGAAGGGAGCAUAAGUGAGGCUAUCAUGAAGCCUAGUUGCAGCAGAAGAACCCAACAUAUUGAAGAUGCCAGUCCCAUGGGAUGAGCAGAAAGANCAGCAGCAGCAGUAGAGUGGAGUCAACCAAAGCUUAGAGUGAUUCAGAGGGCAGAGCUGGAGAAGUGACCAUAUCUCUUUGGAGGAGUGCAGAAGAUCAUGUGUGGAUCCCAUACAUUGGAACAAGAAACUGUAAUACUGAGGUUACCUUGGAGUCCCCAAGACCUUUGAGAUGCCAGAGCUNUGGGGUACCUGCUCAGGAAAACCAGCCAAAGAGAAAGAAUUGUGCUGCAGUGAACAAAGCAGAAAAGAGUUGGAAAUCUUAAGAAUGCUUUAACAUCAGACAUGAAGAUGCAGUUUGGAGAUUUCCCAGCUGGCUUUUGGUCUUUUUUUUUGGUCCAGUAUUUCCUCAUGAUGACAUUUAGGAAUGGUGAAGUCUAUCUUGUGAAGUUGGAAGUAUAUGAUCUGUUUUUAUUUUCUUUUUUAGGGGAUUACAGUUACAUGAUUGGAUGAAUCUCAGAAGAGACUUUGAACUUUGGACUUUUAACAUUUUUGAGACUGGUGUAGAUGAUGGGGACUUUUGAAGUUGAACCACAUAUAUUUUUCAUUCUGCAUGUUUAAGUGUGAUCCCCAUACAUUCCUGUACUCCAACAAGCUUAUGGUGACUAGUGAGUGGAAUGUGGGAGUUUGAAUAUGCUUGUCACAGGAGUGGCUUUAUUCAGAGGUGUCACCUUGUUGGAGGAAGUGGAUCUCUCUGGGGGUGGACUUUGAAGCUCCACCAAGUGUAGAACAGACCCUCCUAUUCGCUCCCUGGAAGACAGUUUCUUCCUGGCUGCCUUUGGAUCAAAAUGCAGAACUCCCAGCUCCUUCUCCAGCAUCAUGUCUG
Molecule: messenger RNA, 3350 nt
Organism: Mus pahari (shrew mouse)
Lineage: Eukaryota; Metazoa; Chordata; Mammalia; Rodentia; Muridae
Product: zinc finger protein 431-like
Exons: 3
Coding region: 198-1502 (434 amino acids)
Biological process (GO): negative regulation of transcription by RNA polymerase II
Molecular function (GO): DNA-binding transcription repressor activity, RNA polymerase II-specific
Source: RefSeq, a predicted model, not a curated record